UCUGCGUGUGCGCUAUCAGAAGACGUCAACGAUCUGAGAGCGAAGAGGAAGAUGAAGCGGAAGCGGAGGAUAGCAACGCUGUGGAUGCAAACGAUCUGGGCUACUCUGCCGAAGACGCAAAGGCGCGCAGAAGGGCCGAGUUGGAUGCCAGAAUUGCAGCGGCUGUCAAGGCCGGCAAGAAACGCCCUCGUAGAAAGAAGGGCGACGAAAUCGAUCUUGACAAGGAGAAUGAUGAGGAAAUCCAGGAGCUUUUAAAGAGCAUGGAGCGCGCAGCAGAUGACGAUUUUGACGCAAACAAGGAGAGAAGACUUGCCACGGCCAAACUGCGCAUGUUGCCUUCGGUGGUCGAAGUGAUGCAAAAGCAGAGCUUACAGCAAUCGAUGAUGGACAACAACUUUCUGUCGGGCGUUCGACGCUGGCUAGAACCAUUGGGAGACAGGAGCCUACCCUCGUUGACCAUCCAAAACGCCCUGUUUCCUUUGCUCGAAAAGUUGGAGAUCGAUACGAUGACGCUGAAGCAGAGCGGACUAGGCAAGAUCGUGCUCUUCUACACCAAGUGUGGACGCGUCAGCUUGGACAUUAAGCGAAUCGCAAACAAGUUGAUAGAAAGUUGGACCAGACCCAUACUCAAGAGGGACGCUUCCGAGCGCGCUCAGAAGGCCGCCAUGGCAGAGCGCGCAAAGAAGAUGCGCGAAGCUGAAAAGGAACGCAGGAGAGAGUUGGGAGAGAUGGUGGAUGAUGAUGAAGAGGUGGAGGAGCUGGCUGCUGCUGCUGCCGCUGCUGGUGGAGGUGGCGAACACGGCAAGGACGCCGCGCAGAUCAAACUCAACCGAUUCAAGAGGCGCUUGAGAGAGGGCAAAAAGUAAGAGGGAGAAGGCAGUCUGUGCUCGGCCCUCUCCACCUACUUUGGGUGCCCAUGGUCUUUCAUCAGUGUCACACUCUUUCAACGCAGAGUACGGCUUGAGGCUACACAUCAGGCAGUGCCAUUCAUGAGCUUCCCGGCUACUUGUAGAUGACUUUAGAAUCCCGCACCGCACCGCACCGCCUCAGACCGUUCGACUCAACCCAGCUUUCCGGCCACGGUCGCUGCUUCGACGAACGCAAUCCUCAUCAUACGACGACCAAGUGUUUCCUGAGCGACUUUGGUGG
This is a messenger RNA of Ceraceosorus guamensis, 1149 nucleotides long. RefSeq lists its product as hypothetical. The coding region runs from base 261 to 866 and encodes 201 amino acids. NCBI's taxonomy places the organism in Eukaryota, Fungi, Basidiomycota, Exobasidiomycetes, Ceraceosorales, Ceraceosoraceae. Gene Ontology annotation, cellular component: nucleus. Gene Ontology annotation, biological process: poly(A)+ mRNA export from nucleus. The record is from RefSeq and is a predicted model, not a curated record. The transcript has 5 exons.